AUCUAAUACAUUUAAUAUAUUUUCAUGUAAUAUAUAGGAUAAGAAGACAAUUAAAUGUUAUGUUAAUAAGAUCAUUGAAAAGCAUUUAAAUUGGGAUUAAAUCCUUUUGUUAAUUCAUGUUAAAAGUAUACUUGUAACGAUUAAUUAUUAUUUUACAUUACGAAAAAAUUGCAAUUUUAAAUUGUAUAUUUAUUAUUAUAAUUAAAAAGGUCGACUCUGCGCCCGCGAUUUUCCGAUUUAAAGAUCGACGUUUCUAUGGUAACCCUCGUGCCAUGAAUAGGAAAACAUAGAAUUAUGUCAGUAACGCUAAGCACAGUUACAGCUGACCACAGUGUUAAGUUUUAAUUCAUCAUCGCAAGAAUGUCUUACCGAGACCUACGCAAUUUCACGGAGAUAAUGAGGGUGCUGGGCUAUCCCAGGUUAAUUUCUAUCGCGAAUUUUCGCGUGCCGAAUUUUCCCCUUGUCGCAGAAAUUUUGAUCUGGCUGGUUAAACGAUUCGAUCCGGAUGUUGAUAUGCUCAGCGAUCAUGACACCGAGGAACAACGUGUGGCAUUAAUACGUAGUAUCGCUGAAUUUAUGGCAUUGAAAACAAAUAUAAAGUUAAAUACAAAGAAGCUAUAUCAAGCCGACGGCUAUGCGGUGAAAGAGAUGUUGAAGAUUGCUGCGCUGCUUUAUGACGCACAAAACAGUAGCAGUACUGAACAAGAUCAGUCGGGCGGUAAUCAGAACGCAAUGAAUUUCGACAUAUCCGAUAAAAUUAAUGAGUUGAAAACAACACGGCAGCUGGCGAGCCAGUUGACCAUCAACGGGGCAACCCUCUUCGACUUACUCGGACGAGAAGUGGAACUUCGCGAGAUUCGCAAUGUCAAAAUCGCGAGGCAGUUCGACACCUCGGAGAUAGAAGUAGCGCUAAAAGAUGUUAUUGAGAGCACGCGCAAAGAGAUCGACGAGACCAAAAAGCAGAUCGACAAUGUCAAGGAUACAGAACAGAACUUGGAUGCGAGAAUUGAGAGAAGGAGAACGGAGCUCGAUAGAAAUCAAAAGAGACUGCAUACAUUGAAGAAAGUCCGUCCAGCAUUCAUGGAGGAGUUCGAGAAGCUCGAAGUCGAGUUCAGAGCUUUGUACGAUGAUUAUUUACAGAAAUUCCGGUAUCUAGCGUAUUUGGAACAUUUGUAUGAAGACGCGGCAAAGAUGGAACAAGAGAGAUUUGAAAGACGACAAGCUGCAACCAAGAAGCAACUGGAACAAAUGAGAGCUGAGGAUUCCAGCUUCGAGAGCAUGAUAGAAGGAAACGAUUCUAUAUUCGCUACGAAUCUUCAGGAACCUCUAGUUACAUCUCUUACAAAUCCAGACGCCACGGCGACAGAAAAAUCUGGUCAAUCUGCCCAUGUUAAACCAACUACUGGGAGAGCGUCAAAGAUGCAAUAUACUCAGCGGCGCAUUUACGGUAGUAUGUCUGGACGACAAAGGGGUACGAUUCAGGAAUCAAACGACAGCGAAGGCUCGUUGGACAGUGAUAGCGAUUUAUUGAUUGACGGCGAUCUUGAUGAUGAUGAUGAUGAUGAUGACGAUGAAGAUCUUCUGAAUUCCGUAGGUGCACCGGAUAUGAGCAACUAUAAUCUCAAAGCUGCUCAAGAAAAGCGAGCCGUCAGUAAAAUAGAAAGGCAUUCGGAUGAUGAUUUUUAAUGAGUAAGAUGUCUUUAACAAAUUAAUAAAAUAGGACAUACUGAUCGAAGCAGCUUGUCAUUGUUAUGCUACAAAAAAUUAUUAUUAUUAUUAAUAAAAUAACUCGGUUAACUCAAUAAAUAAUUCAGUUAA
Molecule: messenger RNA, 1818 nt
Organism: Pogonomyrmex barbatus (red harvester ant)
Lineage: Eukaryota; Metazoa; Arthropoda; Insecta; Hymenoptera; Formicidae
Gene: Cluap1
Product: clusterin associated protein 1
Biological process (GO): cilium assembly
Cellular component (GO): cilium; microtubule organizing center; intraciliary transport particle B
Source: RefSeq, a predicted model, not a curated record